CACAUCCCCUCUAUCUACACAGACACACACACAUGUACAACUCGUUUUCUUUCUCUCUCUAAAUACAAUUCAACACACACAAACAACCCCCUCUCUCUAGAAAAAAAUAAAAAAAUGUUUUCCGGCCGAUCUUCCACCGGCGGCACAAACUCAUCACAGCAAUACUUCUGCUACCAAUGUAACCGCACCGUCGCUAUAUCAUCUCCCUCGGCUUCUUCUGAACUGACUUGCCCCAAUUGUAACGGUGGCUUUCUCGAAGAAAUCGAAAACCCUAACCCUAAUUCCGAUCCUAAUCCCAACCCCAACCCUAGCCCGUUCUUCUCCUUCUCCUCCGACAAUAUCGCGCCGUUCCCGUCGUUCACCGGCGGGUCGCCGUUCAUGUUCUCGACCAAUCUCGGCGGCGACGAUCCGGCGGAACUGAGUAGUAUGUUUUCCGGCGGAGCCGAUCGGUUUCAAUCGGCGGACGAGUUCAAUCCGUUUGCGUUUCUGCAGAAUUAUCUCAAUACUCUUCGGGCUAGUGGUGCGAAUAUUCAGUUUGUUGUGGAUGGGAACAAUACGAGUGGCAAUUUGAGUGGAGCGAAUCUCGGUGACUAUUUUAUCGGGCCUGGACUUGAGCAACUGAUUCAGCAGUUAGCUGAGAAUGAUCCGAAUCGAUACGGAACGCCUCCUGCUGCUAAGUCGGCCGUGGAGGCGCUUCCUGUUGUCAAAAUUAGUCAGGAGAUGCUGGGGUGUGAUUUUUCUGAGUGCGCGGUUUGUAAAGAGAGUUUCGGUUUAGAUGAGGAGGCGAGGCAGAUGCCAUGUAAGCAUAUCUAUCAUAGUGACUGUAUUAUGCCGUGGUUGGAGAUGCAUAAUUCGUGUCCGGUGUGUAGGUUUGAGUUGCCUACCGAUGAUCCUGAAUAUGAGAAUAGGGCCAGGGAUGGGAGUGGAGCUGGGAGAGUGCAGGAGAGUGCAGAGACACCGAGGACUAUGGAGAGGAGGUUUAGGAUCCAGUUGCCAUGGCAGGUUAUGACAUCGGGGGAAGGGAGUAAUAGCAGAGAUGCAAGUGACAAUGCUGGUGGAUCUAACUCUGGUGGUCAAGCUAGGGAAGAAGAUCUCGACUAGAUAUCGAAUCGGGAAGCUAAACUGAAUGGUCCAAGGGUAUGUAUCGGAUUGAACAUACAAAGUUCUUUUGAAUACAUGAAGACUAGUCAUACAUGCACCAAACAAUUCUACUUUCUGGCUGUUAUUUGUUUGUAAUCGUUGAAGUCAUUUGGCACCUGAAAGUUUUUUUUUCCUACUUUUUGGUGGUGGAGUUUUGCACUUGAGGCACAGAAUUGGCACCACAUUUGUGAAUUAGUUCAUUAUACCGUAAACUUUGGAUUUUAUAUGAUAGUUUCACAGCUAAUCAUGUUUCAAAUAGUGUUGGUCCAUUUGGAUUUGUGAUUUAGUGACGAGCUAUUAUAAAAAGAAAUUAUGUAGAGGGCAUAUGCCCAUCAUCCAA
Molecule: messenger RNA, 1480 nt
Organism: Daucus carota subsp. sativus
Lineage: Eukaryota; Viridiplantae; Streptophyta; Magnoliopsida; Apiales; Apiaceae
Product: E3 ubiquitin-protein ligase RING1
Exons: 2
Coding region: 115-1101 (328 amino acids)
Biological process (GO): protein ubiquitination
Cellular component (GO): cytoplasm
Molecular function (GO): ubiquitin protein ligase activity
Source: RefSeq, a predicted model, not a curated record